UUGAGUUUUGUGUGAAACCCGUUUUUACAAAUUAUGACUACGAAUUUACUUUACGACUUCUUUGAGGACUUGCGACGACGUUGAUUUUUUGAAAUUAACCAGUUAUGCUACGGAGAGCCCCCAUAGUUUUAUUAAGUGAAGAAGCUAAAAAAGCUAAAGUUUUGCUAAUGGAUGGAGGAAUGGGGGAAGAACUUUUUUUAAGGGGAUUACCGGACGAUCGUAAAACCUGGUCCUCACAAGCGUUGUUGAACCCGGUCCACCACUCUUUGGUAAAACAAAUUCAUAAGGAUAUGAUUCUUUCUGGAUCUUGCAUGAUCACUACUAAUAAUUUUGCCGUUGUAAGGGCAACUUUCAAAGAAGGUGGAGACAAGGUUGUCGCAGAAUUAACAAGUAUAGCAGGACAGCUGGCGGUAGAAGCAAGAAAUGAAACAAAGUUUAAAGAUUCUGUUCGGAUUUUGGGUUCUUUGCCGCCACUUAACGGCUGCUAUCGGCCGGAUCUGGUUCUUCCCCCCGAACAGUGCCACGUGCAAUACGAAGUUAUCUUAAAAGCGCUACUGCCUUACGUGGACGGAAUUAUCUGCGAGACAUUGAGCUCUACCUCUGAAAUGCUUGCUGCUGUUUCUGCAGUUCUCGCCCAACCAGAAGCCGUUGAGCUUCCUCUUCUUGCCAGCUGGUCUGUCGGACGGAAUGGGAAGCUGCGCUCGGGAGAGGACGUAAACGGCGCAAUUUCUAAACUAUUGUCACUGGCUGGCGGCAGAAUUGAAGCCAUCAUGUUCAACUGCGGACUUCUGGAGGACGUAUAUGAAGCCCUUCUCAGUAUCACUGAAGAGACCAGGGCGGCAUUAAAGCGACAUGGGGUUGUCCUGGGGGCUUAUCCAAACAGGCUUACUGCCGUCCCUGAGAACUGGACAAUGGAAUCAACUCCUGACGCGCAACCACUGCGUGAGGAGGUUACAGAAAUGGUCUUUGUGGAAUGGUGCAUCAAAUAUUACAAAGCAGGCUGCACAUAUCUCGGAGGGUGUUGUGGCAUCUAUGCAAGUUACAUUAGAGCACUUCGAAACGAGUUCCUGGACUUGCUUCCAUCACCUUUUAAAGAAAUGAAAGGAAGUUAA
Messenger RNA from Zophobas morio, 1112 nucleotides. RefSeq lists its product as uncharacterized. Bases 105 to 1112 code for a protein of 335 amino acids. The transcript has 13 exons. The record is from RefSeq and is a predicted model, not a curated record. Gene Ontology annotation, molecular function: methyltransferase activity; zinc ion binding. NCBI's taxonomy places the organism in Eukaryota, Metazoa, Arthropoda, Insecta, Coleoptera, Tenebrionidae.